Oncorhynchus masou masou (cherry salmon) is the source of this 10487-nucleotide messenger RNA. Its product is annotated as POU domain, class 2, transcription factor 1-like. Gene Ontology annotation, cellular component: nucleus. Gene Ontology annotation, molecular function: DNA-binding transcription factor activity, RNA polymerase II-specific; RNA polymerase II cis-regulatory region sequence-specific DNA binding. The record is from RefSeq and is a predicted model, not a curated record. NCBI's taxonomy places the organism in Eukaryota, Metazoa, Chordata, Actinopteri, Salmoniformes, Salmonidae. The transcript has 13 exons. The coding region runs from base 472 to 2460 and encodes 662 amino acids. Gene Ontology annotation, biological process: regulation of transcription by RNA polymerase II.
GUGAUUCGAUAUAAAGAUUGAAUGGGAAUUGAUCUACCUACCUUAUUCAUUCUGCCAAUUCCUGCUAUGAUCAGUGUUGGUGGGAGGAACUGAGAGAAGAGUAUUGGGACGUAGCCUGUGUGUGCUUGUGCACAUGUGCAAUCAUGCCAACCCCACGACAAACAUCACCCUGGUACCAUCUUUUGGUUUGUGUGUGAGCGACCGGGAGCCCAGGCGUCAUACUCAUCCAUGAUUAUUCUGUCGCAUGGCCAGAAAGCCCUCACAUGUGAUAGAGUCAUGUGACCUAAAGAUCAGACAGCCAGUGGCUGCGAUGAGAAACCUCUCCAAACACCAACAUCAUCUCCCGUCCAAAUGCAUGAGUCCUCUCCUCUCUCCGUCUGUUGGGCCCUAAGGCACUCAGUCACUGCAUCACAUGUACUGCUAGUUUUGUAGUCCUUUGCAACUUGAAAGACCUUUGACAUUUGGAAAUGAAUGUUGACCCUGUCUCCAGCGCAGCAGCAGAUGUUUUUGCAGCAGGCCCAGGCCCAGCUCUUGGCAGCAGCCAUGCAGCAGCAAUCAGCCAGCCAGCAGAGCAGCACCACGGGGGCCAGCAUCUCUGCCUCCGCAGCCACCCCCAUCACACAGCUGCCCCUGUCCCAGCCCGUCCAGAUCACCUCUAUUCCCUCUGUCUCUACUCAUCUCCCAGGCCAGCUAAGCCAGCUGGGAUACCCGUAUGAGAUGGCGACCUUCAGCAGUUACCUACCUCAGUUACAGCAGCUGCAGCAGCAGAACCUAACCAUGCCCCAGUUUGUCCUGGUUCAACCUGGCCACCACAUCGCCACCCAGCUGCAGCCUGGUCAGUUCAUCAUCUCACAGACGCCGCAGGGCCAGCAGAGUAUGUACACAACGCAGAGUUUCCUGCAAGCCCAUAAUCUUUUAACUCAACUACCUCAAAGCCAAGCCAACCUCCUGCAGACUCAGCCAAGCAUCAACCUUGCCUCACAGCCAGCGACUCCAUCCCACACGAUAGCAGCCACGCCCAUCCAGCCCCUGUCCCACAGUCAGACCCCGCCCAAACGCCUGGACACACCCAGUCUGGAGGAGCCCAGCGACCUGGAGGAGCUGGAACAGUUCGCUAAGACCUUCAAACAGAGACGCAUCAAACUGGGCUUCACACAGGGGGAUGUUGGCCUGGCCAUGGGCAAGCUGUAUGGUAACGACUUCAGCCAGACCACCAUUUCCCGCUUCGAGGCCUUGAACCUCAGCUUUAAGAACAUGUGCAAGCUGAAGCCACUUCUGGAGAAGUGGCUCAACGAUGCAGUUUGCGCAGAGAAUCUGUCGUCUGACCUGGCCCUGUCCAGCCCUUGCGGCCUGGGGUCCCCCGGUCUGGGCAUGGAGGGGCUCAACCGCCGACGCAAGAAGAGGACCAGCAUCGAGACCAACAUCCGCGUGGCCUUAGAAAAGAGCUUUCUGGAGCAGAACCAAAAACCUACCUCUGAGGAGAUCACCAUAAUUGCUGACCAGCUCAACAUGGAGAAGGAGGUGAUCCGGGUGUGGUUCUGUAACCGUCGGCAAAAAGAGAAGCGGAUCAACCCCCCCAGCAGCGGACACAGCAUCACAGGGACAGGCAGCACCCCCAUCAAAACCAUCUUCACCCCCAAUAGCCCCUUGGUGGCCAGUACGGCGAGCCUUGUGACCAGUAACACACCAACCACACUCACUUUAAACCCAGUGAUGCCUCUCACCAGCACCAGCGUCUCCGGCCUGACCUUGACAGGCACGACGAUCGGAGCGACCACAAACACGGCAUCGGUCAUCUCUACGGCACCCAUGGUUACCGCGGUGACCAGCUCCACCUCGCUAAGCCCCUCCCCCACGGCCCUCCAGGCCACGGCAGCGGAGACGGAUGGAACCCAGGAGCACACGGUGGUCAUGCAGGCACCAUCGUCACUAGCAACCAAUCUGGGGACAGGUCAGGUGAUGGUGGCUGGACCGGGGUUGUCAGCGGCCCUGCAAGGAGCUGCCCAGUUACCCACCAGUUCUAGUUACGCCUCCAUGGCUGGCCUUAACCCAGGACUGAUGGCAUCCUCACAGUUCACUCCUGGGGGGGCCUUGCUGAGCUUAGCUCCGGGUGGGCUUGGAGGGGCUAUAAACCCCGCCAUGUUGAGCAACAGCACCCUGGCCACCAUCCAAGGUCUAUGGAGCGCUCUGGCAUCGGGUGGCACUCUCCCCAUCACCUCGCUGGACGGGAGUGGUAACCUGCUGUUCGCUAACACCUCGGCCGGCAGCACCCCCAACCUGGUGCAGCCCCUCUUCCUGAACCCCCAGAACCUGUCCCUGCUCACCAGCAACCCCGUCAGCCUGGUGUCGGCCGGAGCCGCCGGGGGAGGGGCCCUGCAGGUCACAGCCAACCACCAGGUCACCACGGCGACCGUCCCAGUGCCCGCCUCCACCAUCACCACUGCCUCCAAGGCCCAGUGAAGCUGAAGGCUCAAAUUGCCUUGAAUGACACCCUAUGCUCUAUUUAGUGCACUACUUUUGGUUAAAUGUUGCGUACGAUAUGGAUGGCUUUGGCCAUAGUAAGACACUACAUGGGGAAUAGGGCUGUUGUUUAAGAUUUGCCCAUAGGCUAUUUGCUCAAUCCACUUCUUCAUCCUCUUCCUCCUUGUCCUUCUGCCUGUCAUCUAUCAUUAUUUAAUCCUUUUGCUGCCACCAAAAAGAAACCCUCUGUGAAGAGGGUUGGAAUUUAUAUUUUACGUUUUUAUUUCAUUAUUCAUUCUCUCUUUUCCCUUGUACUCCAAAAACGAUGUGCGACUCCCUGGAUGUUUUUGUCGGUGUACGCAGCGGGUCACACAGGAGGACUGGGGCUGCCAUUUUCUGAGGCAGGAUCAUCUUGAACUCUAUGGUCUGUGCUCCUUGUGACCCCUGAGGGACCACCGAGCUUUCCCUCUUUCCUCUCUGUCACCUUUUUCAAAAGUAUAUAUCUUCCUCUUCCCUGUUCAGAACAUCUUCUGAAAUACUUCUAACCAAAAAUUUGAUUUAACUUUUUUGACGUUUUUUCUUCUAACAAAAAUGAUUUACUACUAAAGUUCACAAUCUACAUCAUCACUAAAAGGGGGGUUUGCGUGUUUCCCCGUCUAUAGUUUGAAUUUAUUUUGUGUCGGUCUCUGUUGGACAGGCCUCAGCACAAAUCAUAUCAAAGUUAUAUUUUAGAGGCGCUUAGUUUGUUUUCUCUUAUUUUAGUGUGUGUGAGUGGACAUUUUCAGAACUUUGUACGUCUAACAUUAAUUUAAGCUUUAACUCUGAUAUACAGUACCAGUCAAAAGUUUGGACACACCUUCUCAUUCAACAGUUUUUCUUUAUUAUUACUAUUUUCUACAUUGUAGUAAAAUAGUAAAGACAUCAAUACUAUGAAAUUACACAUGGAAACAUGUAGUAACCAAAAACGUGUUAAACAAAUCAAAAUACAUUUUAUAUUUUAGGUUCUUCAAAGUAGCCACCCUUUGCCAGACUGCAUCACAUCCGGCCGUGAUUGAGAGUCCCAUAGGGCCACGCACAAUUGGCCCAGCGUCGUCCGGGUUUGGCCGGGGUAGGCCGUCAUUGUAAAUAAGAAUUUGUUCUUAACUGACUUGCCUAGUUAAAUAAAGGUUAAAUACUUUAAAAAAAAAUCCUUGAUGACAGCUUUGCACACUCUUGGCAUUCUCUCAACCAGCUUCACCUGGAAUGCUUUUCCAACCGUCUUGAUGCUGAGUACUUGUUGGCUGCUUUUCCUUCACUCUGCGGUCUUACUCAUCCCAAACCAUCUCAAUUGGGUUAAGGUCGGGUGACUGUGGGGGCCUGGUCAUCUGAUGCAGCACUCCAUCACUCUCCUUCUUGGUCAAAUAGCCCUAACACAGCUUGGACGUGUGUUUGGGGUCAUUGUCCUGUUGAAAAACAAAUGAUAGUCCCACUAAGCGCAAACCAGAUGGGAUGGUAUUAUUGCUGCAGAAUGCUGUGAUAGCCAUGCUUGUUAAGUGUGCUUUGAAUUCUAAAUAAAUCACUGACUGUGUCACCAGCAAAGCACCCCCACGACAUCACACCUCCUCCAUGCUUCACGGUGGUAACCACCAAUGCGGAGAUCAUCCGUUCACCUACUCUGCGUCUCGCAAAGACACGGUGGUUGGAAACCAAAAUCUCAAAUUUGGACUCAUCUGACCAAAUGACAGAUUUCCACUGUUCUAAUGUCCAUUGCUCGUGUUUCUUGGCCCAAGCAAGUCUCUUCUUUGUAUUGGUGUCCUUUAGUAGUGGUUUCUAAUGCAGCAAUUUGAUUAUGAAGGCCUGAUUCACACAGUCUCCUCUGAACAGUUGAUAUUGAGAUGUGUCUGUUACUUGAACUCUGUGAAGCAUUUAUUUGGGCUGCAAUCUGAGGUGCAGUUAAUUGCUGAUUUCUGGGGCUGGUAACUGUAAUGAACUUUUCCUCUGCAGUAGAGGUAACUCUGGGUCUUCCUUUGCUGUGGCGGUCCUCAUGAGAGCCAGUUUCAUCAAAGUGCUGUAUGGUUUUUGCGACUGCACUUGAUAAACUUUCAAAGUUCUUGAAAUGUUCCGCAUUGACUUACCUUCAUGUCUUAAAGUAAUGAUGGGCUGUCGUUUCUCUUUGCUUAUUUGAGCUGUUCUUGCCAUAAUAUGGACUUGGUCUUUUACCAAAUAGGUCUUUCCUCUGUAUACCACCCCUACCUUGUCACAAAACAACUGAUAAGAGUAAGAAAUUCCACAAAUUAACUUUUAACAAGGAACACCUGUUAAUUGAAAUGCAUUCCAGGUGACUACCUCAUGAUGCUGGUUGAGAGAAUGCCAAGAGUGGCAAAGCUGUCAUCAAGGCAAAGGGUGGCUACUUUGAAGAAUCUCAAAUAUAAAAUAUAUUUUGAUUUGUUUAACACUUUUUUUGGUUACUACAUGAUUCCCCAUAUGUUAUUUCAUAGUUUUGAUGUCUUCACUAUUAUUCUACAACAUAGAAAAUAGUAGAAAAUGAAGACAAACCCUGGAAUGAGGAGGUGUGUCCACAAAGUUUUGACUGGUACUGUCUAUCAAUUUCUAAUUGUGGUUAUAAGGCUUUAAAACCGAAUAAUAAUAAAUGGCCGAUAUAACGGUUAUUGUUGCUUUAAGGAGCGGGGUUGACCAUGUGUUCUCUCUCCGGUCUUCUGUCUGGUAACACUGAGUUUGUUUAUAUAAAAAAAUAUAUUUUGCCUGCCACUAUUUUGUAAAUCGUAGUCUAGGUGUGGACCGUAGACACUGAUAUGAAAUGACUGAAAUGAUAACGCUUAGAGCUUUAACUAUUUUGGGGGCAGGGGGUUAGCUGUAUGAUCCAUGAAGUUCUAUGCCUGAGUGUUCUCUGACUGCUAUGUCGGUUGGUGUCUAUGGUUUUCAUGCCAACUGGAUGGUGUUGGUGUGAGGUAGAUGGGGUCGUUGUCUGUUUUUGCUCUGAUAGAUUUUUUAAUGCCGCUUUAUCUACUUGUGCACAGUAUCUGUACCAAAAAAAACUGGAUUUAUGAACUGUAGUCUGCCUGUUUUAGAGAAGUUAAACAUUCUGUCCCAACAUUCUGUCCUUUAUUUCUGCAGUCUUUUGACUGGCUUACUUCAAGUUGUACCAAAAAUAUUUGUUGCUGUGUAUUGUCAGUGUAGCUUAGCCUAGUCCAAUAUUUGAGUACAAGCUCUCCCUCUAGACAACAGGAGAUAAAAAUGCAAUAUUUUGAUGAUCACUUUCCAAAGACAGACUUAUUUUUUAAUUUGACUAAGGCUCUCCCUGCUCAGCUUUAAAGUGGCAGCGCAAAUAUCCAAAUAGAAAGGGAUGGGAAGAAGGGAGAUCAGGGGUAUUGUCCCCCUGUAUAAAGUUAAUAUAUUUGAGUGGUGUUUAGGUUUGAAUGGUAGUGGUUAUAUGAUAUCAGUGGGUGCUUGCCCUCAAUAAUCUUUCCUGUUUCUCUACGUUUCCCCCUAUGAUGAUAUGGCGGACUGUGUUGUGAUCCUUUCUAGACUGGCGUAUCUGCUUUGGCAGCAGUUUGGGCUGUAGUCAGGCAUUCAGUAGUCGGGUAGGGGCUGUCCAUUUAGGUUUUCUACCAAUCUUUAGCCAUGAAAUAAAAAGCUUGAACCAAAGUUGUUUUCUCACUAGCUGCUGUGCCUGUGUGCUCGCGCAAGUUGCUGUUCACACGAUCACUAUCCUACACAUUACUACUGACAAGUUUUCUUCUCUUAUACCCACCUAUUUGAAUCCUUUUGGCAUCCCCCACCUCUAACCCACUUCUAAGGAACAAGGACCUGCAUGUUUUCUUCUACUAGCUUUCUAACCACAUCCUGUUAGCAGCUCUCAGGUCACGUGGUUGAAGCCCUCUCUCCUUCCUCUCAUCGCCCAACUAACUUUACUAUGGGGGCUCAUCCCCUGUCAGCACCAGUAAAGAUGUUAGCCCUGUGCCGCCCUUAUCGAGCUGCCCCUUUCGUAAACAACAACCACACACAACAAUAGUGUUCUUCUAUCGGCCCUAACGUAACCAGAUUAAUGACUGCCUAGUUUGAAAAAGCAGAGACAUCUCUCUACGCUAAUACAUUUUUAUGUGCUCCUUUUCUAAUCGUGAAUUACUUUGACGGAAUACCUCAGCAUCACUUAAACAUUAGGUUCACUUUAAGAAAUCUCACACCCGUAGAAUAUUGUAGAAUGUACAAGUCAGUGGAGGCUGGUGGGGUGAGCUAUAGGAGGAUGGGUUCAUUGUAAUGUCUGGAAUGGAAUCAAUGGAACAGUAUCAAACAUAUAAAUAAUAUGGAAACGGCGUGUUUGACUCCGGUCCAUCGAAGCCAUUCCAGCCAUUACAAUGAGGCCGUCCUCCUAUAGCUCCUCCCACCAGCCUCCACUGGUACAAGUACUGAAUGGCUUUGCCAUUUAAAAAUAAACAAAAGAGUAAUCAUUAACUAAAACUAGGACAAACUACUACUGCUAUUUUUUAGUACUACUACUUAUGGGGUAUUUCCAGGUUUGAACAGGUUUGACAUUAUUUUGUGAUCCUUGCCAAAGCAAAGCGAAAGCCUUUCUCUCUGCGGCUUGGUUGAUGUCUCAAUGCUGCUCACUUCACUGGUUUUCUGUCCUUGAGGUCAUGGCAGGCCGAAUGGGACUUGUAGUCCUAUUUGUAGUGCUGUUUGUAGUCGUGAACCAUUGGCCAUCAGCAACAUGGGAAGUUACUGAAAUAUUUAUCUGAGGGACGACUAAAGGAUUAGAGAUAAAUAUAUAUAUAUACAACUUAUGUAAGAUAUUCAUAUUUUAUAUUUGAACUAGUAUGUUAUCAAGACUGAAUGUAAUGUUUUGUCAUGCUUAUACAAAAAAAACUUACAAAAAAAACAUUUUUAUUAAUGUCGAGACCAAAAACCUUGACCGCACCCCCUUGGUGCGUGAUUUGCGGACACCUGUGCCCAUUACAUGUGUGGGUGUGGUCUCUUGAGUGAGAGAGGCUGUGGUGCUUCAAUCGGACAGUCCCUGCUUGUGCAGUUGCUAGGGGAACAAACAGACUGAUGCGCCUGAUCUUAAUCUUUCAUUUUUUUGUCUGGUUGUUUGGUUUACUAUGGAUUUGAUUUGAUGUGCUGUUUUUAACAAUCAUUUGAAUGUUUUUUUUUUAAUUACUUAUGCCUUUAAUUGUUUUGUAUAGCAUGAGAGGGCAAGAUCACUGUCUUUUUAGGUUUGACAAAAGAUUAACAUUGACAUUUAUGCCUUAUUGUUAUUUAGAAGACAAGCAUUGUAGCAUAUUGUUGUUUGUGCGACAGUGUAUGACAGUGUAUGUAUCUAGUGAGAGAGGCUACCUCCUCGCUAGCUUUUGUGUUUAGCUAGCUCACUCAGUGCAUAGGUCUUUGCUGAAAAUCUACAGUGUAUUUUAGGCAUAAAUUUGGGAGAGUGCUGUUCUGUCGCGGUUAUGUUGCUACCUAUGAUUUUAGGGGUGAUACAGGUCGGAAUACCUAUAGAAAAGCUUUACUAAUAACAACUCCAGCAGAGGUGUGUGUGCGUGUGUGUGUGUGCGCGCGUGUGCGUGCGUGCGUGCGUGUGUGUGUGUGUGUGUGAGUGUGUGAUUGAGAGAAGGGAGUGCUGACUGCAGACCAUGAUGGUGCGUUUGUUUUCAGUUUACAGAGAGAGAUGAGAUUAUGAUAAUAUCAUUCAAUGGAAGAAGGGGAUGAUAAUAUUGAAUAGGUGUUUCCUCUGAGUAUAAGACUUGUGAAGUUGUGGAUCUCUCUGGUUCAUCUGAUGCUCUAGAAGUGGAUCUGUGUUGAUGCAUGUGGUCUACCCCCCUGUGUGGUGGGUGUAAAGGGAAAGUACAGAACGGCACCAGUAAGUCUGGGGUAACUAGCUGGGUUAAGGGAGCUGUUGUAUACCUCAUUUUUAACUCGAGACUAAGUGAAACCUGCUUUAAUCUACUUUAGAAAAAAAAAAAAAAAUGCAAAGCUGAAUAUUAUAAUAAACAUAAACAUCAAGGUCCUGUCAGAGAAGCCUACAGAUGUCCGUUUUUAGCGUCCAGUGUCAAUUGCAGCCACCGGGGGGAGACACGCACCAGUACCAGAAUGUCUGCUUAUUUUUUUAUAAUAUUUUUUUUACAAGAGCAUAACCAUCAGUCUCCCUAAACACACUGGCCUCUCAGACCUCAACCUCCAAUUGUCUCAUAAGGCUGAAAGUAUUAUCCACAUUUUUCUUUGGUUUUCCAUUUGAAAUAUUUACCACUAGUAUGUACUUGAUUUACCCCUCCAUUCUGUUUUCUAUGAUUUGACAAUCCUGCCCUAUUUUAUUCUAAUUUAGAUUCUGAAUGUAGAUGUUGGUGUGUGUGUGUCUGUUCACCUGGUGGCACUCUGUCUCGCUGUGCUCUCUUUCUUUCCUGUGGGAACGUUAACCAAAGACUUCUAAAGUGAUUGUAUAUGGACUACACCAUCUCUCAACCCUCUCUGCCUCACUAUCCCAUGAGACACACAUUCAGCACAUUCAAACACACAGCUGUGCACACCUGUAAAGUCAAUACACCUAUAUGGCAGAGCUGUGUGUGCACCGUGGACACAACUGGUACCUGUAGCAGUGCCUGUGGAUGGGGAUAGGUUGAGUGUGGAGGGGCAAAGUGGGCUUCUCUGAUGGACAGGUCAAUUAACCAAUCCCGUGGUGGCUGGGUGAUGUUUGUUAAUACACACUGAGGGUUGAUCCUGUGCACACUGUUUAUGCUCAGGACUCACUGUCUGUCUGUCUGUCUGUCUGUCUGUCUGAAGAACUGUUGCUAGGACACACAUGUUCAAAGACUGUCACGAAAAUACACUGUUUCUGCCUCUUGGGUACAGUGUGUCUGUUUGGCUCCAAGUCAGUGCAUUGUAGUUGCCAGGACACAUUGUCUCUAGGAUACACUUUCUCUGGUUCUAGGGUACUGUUUCUGUCUCUGUCUCAUCACCAUUUUCUUUCUUACAUUCCCUCCCUCAUUUCUUAUUGUUUCUUGAUUCUCUCUGAUCAGCUUUGACACUAUGCAUCAUGGUCCUUCACUCUGCAUGGCCUGUGUCCGAUUGGCUAAACUGUUUGGCCAAUGGGGUCCCAGGGAAGCUUUUUUUGAUGCUUUAUUCCAAGUGGGGAGUUGUAGGAUCUCACAAGCAUUAUCCCAAUGCAAAAAUAUCCAAAUAUUUAAUGUUUUACAAACGCAGAUACCAAAGAUAACUCUCUGUCCUGUCACUCGCUCUCUCUCCCUUCCUCUCACCCUGCAGCUUGUGUAUUAAGAGACAACCCCAGCACUGGCUUUAGUUCUAGCCUCAGUAAUUCCAAAGCAUAGAUGUAUAUUUUGGUAUAUUUCUGAGAAACCUAAAUGAAAAACUUCUCGUUUGUUUGGUGUAUCGCUCUUUUUCUGUCACAGCAUGGAAUUAAUUGCAGAACUGUCUUACACUUGGUAGGUUAAAGAUAUAGUAUUUUUGUAUGUUUUGGGUGUGUCAAAUUAUGUGUGUGAUCAUAUCAGUCAACACGGCCCAAGUGACCAUGGUUUUAAAAAAAAUAUAUAAAAAACAAAAUAAGGUAAACCUGUACAUAUUACUUCUGUUUGUGGAUUUUUGAGAAAUGCAUUCUGUAAAAUAAGUUUGGGCUAAACUAAAGGAAUGUGUCCACUGUAUCGUCCCAGACUGUAGUCUUUCCUCUGAAUAGUCUCCGUCUUGUCACUCUAGAACUCUGGGAGCCACGCUGUCGUUGUGACGCGCGGUUCCACCGUUCCAGUUUGGACUAGAACACUGCUCACUAUGGACACAUGCCUCAGAUCCGACGAGGAAACGCUCCCCUCCAGACAUGGCGGGUGGUGGCAUAUAGAACUGAAAGAUUGUGGAGAACAUUUUAAAGUAUGUGAAUCAGGACACAUGGUAGAUUUGAUGCAUUUGUCUGCUGUAUUUUAUUUGUUUAUAUAUAUAUAUAUAUAUAUAUAAACAAUAUUUUACUGUAACUGUACAGUUCUCUUUAGUUGUAAACAUCAUUAAACCAUUUUCCAAGUGUUUUAACAUUGGAA